AUGCCGGUGAACGCGCUGCCCCGUGGCGGCGGAGGCAGCAGCGGCAUCGGCGGCAUCGGCGGCCCGGGGUCCCUGAGCCCGGCGUCGCUGUCCCGCAGCCUGUCCCGACUAAGGGAGUACCGGACCCGGACGAGGAUCAUGCUGGCUCUGGGAGUCUCUCAGAUGGUCCUGGGGAGUCUCAUCCUGGCAGUCAGCUUCGCGGCUCUGGCUCUCACCACAUCACCCAGAGUCCGGCACUCGUGCCCUUUCUGGGCAGGUUUCUCUGUGCUGCUCUCUGGACUGAUCGGAGUGGUGUCAUGGAAGAGGCCGCUCUCUCUUGUGAUCACAUUCUUCAUGCUGCUGUCAGCAGUGUGUGUGAUGCUCAACUUGGCGGGCUCCAUCCUCUCCUGCCAGAAUGCUCAGCUGGUCAACUCUCUGGAAGACUGUCAGCUGCUCAAGUUUGACAGCGAUGGAGUGUGUGUAUGCUGCGAGCUACAGCAGCAGAGUUCGAGCUGCAACAACCUGGGAGAGACACUGAAACUGAAUCCACUGAGGGACUGCAAUACCAUACGCCUCCGUCUCAAGGAGCUGCUGUUCAGCGUAUGUGCCCUUAACGUCAUCUCCACCAUUGUGUGUGCUCUGGCCACUGCCAUGUGCUGUAUGCAAAUGGUCUCAACUGAUGUGCUGCAGAUGUUUAUGCCACACAGAGCGCGAGCCUUAAAUGCCGACUGUAUGACCCCCCAUGGAACCAUCCUCCACCAAACAUUGGACUUUGAUGAGUUUAUUCCUCCCAUUCCCCCUCCGCCCUACUACCCCCCAGAGUACACCUGCACCCCCUCGAUGGAUGGACAGAGAGGCCUGCACCUGGACUUUCCCCAUUCUCCCUUCAGUGCCAUCUAUGGGGUGCCCAUCAACAGCCCAGGGACCCUGUACCCUACUGACCUGCCACCUCCAUAUGAGUCCGUGGUGGGGCAGACCCCUGCCAGCCAGGUUACCACCAGCAUUGAGCAACAGGCUACUGAGUCCAGUUUAUGCGACAGAAACACCACUGCAGGUCUCAGCACUCAGGCCUCGGUGGACAGUGCAUCACUGAUGGUGUCAGAGGUGGCUGAUCAGGACCAGACUUGCUCCUCAGAGGACUUGUGUUCCCUGGAGGUCCAGGGCUCUGACUCUUCUCCCUAUGGCACACUCCACACUGCCCCCACUGAUGGAAGCUGCACCAGCCUGGAACUUUGUACACGUGACUCCUCCCGCUUGCGUCGUGGCCUGCCUAACAUGGAUGCACGCCCCAGUGAUACUGGAUACAGUGAGUCGUCACACACCCAGGAGUCUCUGGAACGCUCUCCUGACUGGUCCUCAGAAAAUUUUAGCAAUCUGGACCAGGAGGAUUCCACAGACAACACACACCCAUCGUCGCCACACUCCCUCAUUAAAGCACGAAUGAUGAGCCGGAAGCUCACGCUCCCUGUCAGUAUCCCCCCACCACCUCAGCCUUGUUCCCCCACCUCUGUGGCCUCCUCUGGUGGAACUUCAGCCAUUAGCCCUUUGGCUCCUUCUCCUUCUCCUUCUCCACCUAGCAGGCCACGUGGCCCCAGGCUGUGUUUCAGUGUUUGGUCACCCUCUUCUACAUCACAACCCCCCUCUACCUCAGUCCAAAGUGGCUACUCGCCCUCAGAGAGGCCUCGGGUGCUCCGAGCAGCCAGGAGGUACCGCAAGCUGGCACGCAUUGUCCGCUCCACCAGUGACCCUAUCUCCUGCUCCUCUACAAUAGGACGAGAAAAUAAUGGCUGUGCCUCUGCAAAUAACCCUGAUACUGAAACUUCAGCUCAUACAUCACCAGAUCAAGAGCCAAGAGACAUUUCAACAGAGGCAGUUGGAGCUAAACCCAGUCACUUAUGUGUCAGGAAGCAGCAGAAGGACGACAGGAAAGUUGACAUCCACCUUAAAGCACGCUCGCUGCACACACACUCGUCCCACGAACGCCCGCACUCCCUGGCUGACCUGAAGAUGUACAAAGACACCAAGAUACUGGUGGCCAAGUUCCUGGAGCAUUCAAGCUGCAGUCUACCUCCUGAAGUCCAGCAGGUUGUCAACAACAUCAAGUGUGUCAUCAAGUCAGAUGAGAAACACAUGGAGGAGGCCAUUUUCAGUGCCAAUGUCAUAGAUCAGGUGAUGACCCAGCGCAUCAUAGGUAGUCCGAGGAAGCGAGACUACCAGGAUCUUCACCUCCAGAGCUGCGGCGCUUUGAGUUCAUCCCCGUCCCCUUCCAUGCGCCGUCCAAAACACCUCCCACAAACAACCAGCACCUCCACCAACCCACUGGACUCCCCUUCCUCUGAUCAAAGCCUUGAGUGCAGAGAAACUAUUCUCUGACCACUCUUCCAGCAAGGACUCGGGUCAAAACUCUGAGGGCAUUUCAGGGUGCUGGAGUUGCAGACACGCUGUGCGGUGUCUGUAGAGUAAUUAAUAACUCUUCAUUGGGAGAUCAUUUAUUUGUACAGUGUGACUGCAAUAUAGGCAAACUGAAGUACUCUCAUGCUGCAUCUCCUAGUGCCCUGUGAGACCGUGCCAAGUCAUCAGCAGAAAUGGUAGCAAA
Molecule: messenger RNA, 2575 nt
Organism: Seriola dumerili (greater amberjack)
Lineage: Eukaryota; Metazoa; Chordata; Actinopteri; Carangiformes; Carangidae
Gene: entrep2
Product: family with sequence similarity 189 member A1
Exons: 13
Coding region: 1-2352 (783 amino acids)
Cellular component (GO): membrane
Source: RefSeq, a predicted model, not a curated record